Talaromyces marneffei is the source of this 1785-nucleotide messenger RNA. RefSeq lists its product as uncharacterized. Lineage: Eukaryota; Fungi; Ascomycota; Eurotiomycetes; Eurotiales; Trichocomaceae. Gene Ontology annotation, biological process: transmembrane transport. Bases 1 to 1785 code for a protein of 594 amino acids. The transcript is spliced from 4 exons. Gene Ontology annotation, molecular function: transmembrane transporter activity. The record is from RefSeq and is a predicted model, not a curated record.
AUGGCCCUGCAACGGCCCGUAUCAUUCUCAACCCAAAGCUCCUCAACCGGAGAAAAUCAGCAACCGAUCGUGAGCAAAUUGACAACAUUACUCGAAAAGGAAACCGCCACGAUGCAUGGUGCUUCAAGCAGACAAGAAUCAGUAUCGGACAUCAUAGACUCAAGCAACGAAAACAUCCAAAAUGCAGAUCAAACACACUCGGAAGCCAUGCUUCAGAAAGAAGCCAACCCUGAACCCGAAAAUGAAACUCCAAAAGACGAACCCUUGACCAAUACAACAACAGCCCUCAGCUCAAAACCCUACACAUCAUUCACCACGCACCAAAAAUGGUUCAUCGUCGGUAUAGCCACAGCAGCAUCUUUCUUUUCUCCGCUCUCAGGGCAGAUAUAUUUCCCCGUCUUGCCGGUACUGACAGAAAACUACCACCUGAGUCAGACGCUCCUCAACAUCUCCGUGACUACAUACUUGAUCUUCCAGGGCCUUGCGCCGAGUUUCAUGGGCACGUUCUCGGAUGCCAGUGGUCGACGGCCGGCUUACAUCCUCGCAUUCAUCAUAUAUACCGCUGCGAACAUUGGUCUGGCGCUACAGAAUAGUUAUGCCGCCUUAUUAGUGCUGCGAUGUUUACAAAGCGCGGGGAGUAGUGGCACCAUCUCCUUUGGAUAUGGAGUUAUUGCAGAUGUGACCACGACAGCGGAACGGGGGAAGUAUUUAGGUCCCAUGGCUGCUGGGGUCAUGGUUGGGCCUGCUCUGGGCCCCGUGAUUGGGGGUCUAUUGGCGCAGUAUCUGGGUUGGAGGUCGGUGUUUUGGUUCCUGGUGAUUAUCAGUGGUGGGUACGUGGUUGUCUACACCAUCCUCGCCCCCGAGACACAUCGCAAAAUCGUGGGCGAUGGAAGUAUCCUUCCCGCUGAAUCAUGGCGUCUAUCAAUCCUGCAAUACGUCCGCAUACGCCGUAGAUUAGCACGCAUGACCCCCGCAGAGAAGAAAGAAUACGACGAAACCCAAUCCGAGCUCAUGGCGUCCCAGAAAUCUCGAAAGAUUGGCUUUCCCAACCCGUUACUCUCGUUUAUGAUCUUGCUGGAACUUGAUGCGUUUAUGAUUAUUCUCUAUGUUGCGUUGAUGAUGUUUGGGUCGAUGGUGAUGAUGACUUCCUUGCCGAGUUUGUAUCCGGCGUAUUAUGGGUUGGAUGAGUUGCAGGUUGGACUUUGUUUUUUACCAUUCGGAACAUCCUCCGCCCUCGGCGCAAUCAUAAACGGCAAACUGCUCGACAUCAACUACAAACGCAUCGCGCGCCAACACAACUUCAGCAUCGACCGCAAACGCGGUGACGAUCUCACAAACUUCCCCAUAGAGAAGGCUCGUCUCCAACUCACUUUCCUCUGGAGCAGCAUCCUCGCCGCUACGUUUUUGGGAUAUGGGUGGGCACUCAACUAUAAAGCGCCCCUUGCUGUACCGCUGGUCAUGUCGUUCAUAAUGGGGUUUACGCUUAUUUGUACAAUGAAUAGCCUCACCACGUUGUUGGCAGACAUAUUUCCUGAUAGAGUGAGUACGGCGUCUGCGGCGCAGAAUCUUUUGAGAUGUUUGCUGGGCGCCGUUGGGGCGGCGGUUGUGGAUUCGAUGCUGGUGAGGAUGGGAUUGGGGUGGUGUUUUACGUUUGUGAGCUUGUUGAUGGUUGCGGCUGUUAGUUUGUUGUGGUUUGAGUAUGUUUGGGGCAUGGGCUGGAGGCAGAAGCGGUGGAGGAAGGUUGCUGAGAAGGCUGAGAGGGAGAGGCAGAAUGGGGUUGUUUAG